Molecule: messenger RNA, 755 nt
Organism: Aspergillus homomorphus CBS 101889
Lineage: Eukaryota; Fungi; Ascomycota; Eurotiomycetes; Eurotiales; Aspergillaceae
Product: LYR motif-containing protein
Exons: 1
Coding region: 124-489 (121 amino acids)
Biological process (GO): mitochondrial proton-transporting ATP synthase complex assembly
Cellular component (GO): mitochondrial matrix
Source: RefSeq, a predicted model, not a curated record
CAACAAACCAAACCAGACCAUCACACCCCGUCUUCCACACAGCGCAACUCAAAGAAACCAACGCCUCCACCUCCUAUUCUAGACACACACACACACACCCUCUGAGAGAAGAAAAAAAAAACAAUGGCCACCUCAACAAUCACAGCCGCAAAAUCCACCUACCGCGCUCUCCUCCGCGAACUCCCGCGCCGCACGAUUGCCACCCCGCCCACGCCCCUCCACAGCAGCAUCCGCGCAAUGUACCAAGUGCAAGGCGAUGCGUCCACGGCGAAAAGCAGCAGCAGCAGCGACGAGCAAACCGCCACGCUGACGGCCCGGUUGCAGGAGGCGGAGCAGUUCGCGCUGUAUGCCCGCGCGCAACGGCAGUAUUCCGCGCUCGUUGAGCGGUAUAACCCCGGUAGCUGGUUGGAUGAGGAGGAGAGGAUCCGGUUGACGGCGAGGCGGGUGGGGUUGGAUUUGCCGAUUGAGGAGGGGGAAAGGAAGGAUUAAUCUGGGGUGGUCGUUUGGUUGGGGUGGCUUUGGGGACCCUGAGAAGGAUCGGAUUAGGUGGGAUGCUAGGUUUUGGGGGCCUCGAGGCUCGGGGGAAGACGGGGUGUAUUACUGGGUGCUGGGGUAAUGAGUAUGCAUAAGGGAGCGGGGUUGUUGGGGUUGGUGAUGCCCUAUAGAUUGUCUUGCAUGAGGAUUGUGGAGUUUGGGGUUUGAAUCUUUCCUGUUCCUGUUUGUGGAUGUAUAUUAUUGUGUAUUUAUGGACUGAA